CUCCUACUCUGUUCCAUUCUGGGCUGGCAAGUCUGCUGCACCGCCUAAGCUGGCCACUCCCCCCCCCCCCAAUACUCUUCUCCCCAACCCCCAAAUGCCAGUUUUCUCCUGCAGUGCUGAUCUGGGCUUACUGGGGAUUCACUCUGGGCCUGGCCCAACCAAGUCACAUUUAUGUCAUAUCCGACCCUCACAACAAGUGAGUUCAACACCUGCGUGAUGGUGACUGUAUGAAGUCAGAAGUUAAGAAAGAGCAGAACUGUCAUUCUUUGCUUGGUUUUUUCCUGCCCUUUGUGUUCAUUUCUCAGACUGAUUUGUCAAAUUCCUUGAGUACGUCAAGCUUUACCCUGGAAAUCUCUACAUCCAUCAUCAUGUGUUCAUGCAGUCCUGCAUGGGGACUGCUCAGGCUGGCCCUGGAGAUAUGAACAAAAUUGUGAUCCCCUGCCUUCAUACAUAUUGGUGAUAGAAAUGGGAUUAUCAAAUUGCAGGUUUAUUUCAUAUCAUAUCACUGCCGACAAUAUAUAUGAAGGCAUCGUGAGGUGAAAAAUCUCCAACCUCCCAAGGGGGUUUCCAGUAUGAAUUUUAGUGGCACUUUGGAAGCAAGAUUAGGCACUGAGAUGUUUAACCAUUGGAGAACGGUGAGGAGGUUGUCUCUUGAGAAACUACCUUUGUGGCCUUUUAUCCAGGCGAGAGCUUUAUCAGGGGCUGAUGCUGUCAAUGCUCUGCGGCCAUUCUAUUUCGCUGUGCAUCCAGACUUCUUCGGGCAGCAUCCAAGAGAGAGGGAAGUCAAUGAAAAUUCUUUGAAGAGGUUAAAUGGAUAUUUGGAGAAUCUCCAGAAGCCAGGCUUUCGCUUCCCCUUUAAUAGCGCAAACCAACAAUCAUUUGGGACUUCAGGUUUUCGAGCAGUCAGUUUUACUUUGCGAACCAGAGAUCUGCUAAGCACAGUAUUGGACAUCCUGAACUCCUGUAGCUUAUCUACUGAGCAUGUCCAGAGCUUAUACAGCAAUGUGGAGACUGUGUCUAACCGGGGAGCACGAAGGGCAUUCCAACGGCCUAUUAAAUGGGACAAGACUUAUUAUUCUUUUACUGGGUUCAAAGACCCCGAGGAAGAACUCGAGCAGGCUCAGAGGAUGGAAACAACUCUGAGUUCCUGGUUAGAUAGUAAUGAAAAGAGUGCAGUAAAGAAGCUGAAGAAUAGCUUGCCGCUCCGGAAAGAACUGGACCGUUUGAAAGGUGAACUUUGUCAUCAGCUGCAACUCUCUGACAUUAGAUGGCAGAGGAGCUGGGGCAUUGCUCAUCGAUGUAGCCAGCUACACAGUUUAAGUCGACUGGCUCAGCAGAGCCCAGAAGCUCUAAGGAAUGCAAUAGGACGCACAGUGAUAUUCACAGACCGUUCGGGCAUGAGCGCAACAGGCUGUGUUAUGCUUGGAACCAUGGAUGUUCACCACCACUGGACCAAAAUUUUUGAAAGGUUGCCAAGUUACUCUGCACUUCAGAGGAAACUGCUGCUUUUGGAGGACCAUAUAAGCCACCUUCUGGGAGGCAUCCAAAUAACAUACAUCGAAGAGCUGCAGCCGAUGUUGACCCUGGAAGAGUACUAUGCUAUUCUGGAUGGCUUUUAUAACAGAGUAUGCAAUAGCAGGCUUCCGUUUCACCCUCGCAGUCUGCGUGGAUUACAAAUGAUUCUGGAAAGUGACAGGUAUGAGCCAAGCCUACAUGAACUUGGGCACUUCAUCAUACCGGCAGUCUGUGAUCCAGCAACCCUCCAAUGGUUUAUCAUCACCAAAGCCCAAGAAGCAAAGGCUAAUCUGGAAAGAAAGGAAGAAUUAAUGGUGCUUGAAAAGGAACUUAUCAAGGCUUCCACAGAGAGAUUCUCCCUUCUCCAAUUGUACAAGGAGCCCAGUGUUUCCAGCGUGCAAAUGAUCCGUUCUUGCAACAGACUGUUGAAAGAGUCACUGCCCUACCUGCAGGGCAUGCGGCUCUGCAUUUCCCAUUUCUAUUCGGUGCUGCAGGACGGAGACCUCUGUAUCCCCUGGGACUGGAAAAAGUGAUCUACCUGCCAAAAGUCUAUGUUCGUGUAAGAAAAGAGGAACAUAUUAAAUUACUGCAAGCCACAGCAGUCACAGAGUUUUUAUGUCAGUAUUUUGCAAAAAGUUUAAAUGCCUGUUGAUCAAAAAGGUUCAAAUGACCUGCUGUUGAAGGCAACGUGUUAAAAGGAUGCACAGUCUUAAAAGGCUUAUUAAUGAAAUGAUUUGUUGGAGACAGUGUCAUAGAAAACUUGAAUUAAAUCUAAAAAGCACAAAUGUGAGUUUUAUGUGAUUGUGAUCCUUGCCAGUAUGGAUUUUAAUAUAUAAGAACAUGUGCCUGCUAAUUUAAAAGUAGUGAUUGAAGCUUACCUAUGAUGCAAAUUUCCUUCUCGCUAGAGAAGGUAGGACUGUAAAAGCUGGAAUAUUCAAAUUUGAGGUCAUUGAUUGUUGCCAAUGAUCUAGUUACGCAUUCACAUAUAAAAUGUGUGUGUGUGUGUAUGUGUGUAUAUACAUAUAUAUACAUAUAUAUAUAGCAUGAUCACAGAAUAUUCUUUAGUAUAACUUAUUUUACAAAAUUAUUGUACAGCUUAAAGGUUUUUUAAUGUUAAAUGUUUAUUCUUUAGAUCAUCUACUUUGCACAUAACUUUUCAGAUAAAUUUGCAAAGAGCACUGAACUGCCUUGCACUUUCUCUUCCACAUGGGUUUUUCGAGCGGUUCCCCUUUUUAAAUUCUGAUUUGUGACUCUCUACGGGGACACUGGGGGGACUCCUGUCACUGCAGUCACAGCGUGCCAUGUUCAUACAUGUAUGUAAGCAAAUGCUGAAGAAUACCAGAGUUGUGUAAAGUGUCUAUAAAAGAGCCCCUCACUCUUUCCCCCCACUAGGACAUGCCCAUACCAACAGUGGGAAACCAUUUGGGCAGAUUACAGUCUAUCCUAUUGACUGUAUGUAUGAAAUGGAAACCAACAGGCUGAUUAUGUGAACCAAGAAAGUCAGAUCCCUCAAAUAAUUGGGAAUGAGCCCUUCUUGAAUUUAAUCUGUAUGUUGGUGUAGUGAUUGAUUGGUUGCACUACUGUCAAGCAAGAAUGGAGAGAAUUGUGGCAUGCUUUCUUCCAAUACUGUAUCUGAGUGUGUCUAAGCAAAGCGGAAAGUAUUAAUGUCAAUCUGCUACUGUAAAAAUGACUGGCCCCUACUGCCUCAGAUGUUCCUUGUGUAAAAUACAGCCAUGUGUCUUAAAAACGCUUUUAAACUUUUAACCUCAGUGUUUGCAGGAAUAUCUGUGCGUUUAUCAAGAUGGGUAAAAUCUCUACAAGGGAAAAUAACGUGGCUGCAAGCAGUGCAGUACUUUUGGUGCCAGUGAAUUCAGUAGCGAUGAAUGGUACACAGAUCUGCACUGGACGAUGCCUGAGGGGGUAUCUGUUUUGUAUGAUAGUUAGUUUGAUAGCUCAGUUGUCCAGUAGUCAGGAUUUUAAAUUAUUUGUGAAGAGAUACCUGUAUUUUUUCAAAAAUAAAAUAGAGUCCUAAGACUG
Sphaerodactylus townsendi is the source of this 3552-nucleotide messenger RNA. It is a transcript of the gene TCAIM, whose product is annotated as T cell activation inhibitor, mitochondrial. Bases 573 to 2048 code for a protein of 491 amino acids. The transcript has 12 exons. Gene Ontology annotation, cellular component: mitochondrion. The record is from RefSeq and is a predicted model, not a curated record. NCBI's taxonomy places the organism in Eukaryota, Metazoa, Chordata, Lepidosauria, Squamata, Sphaerodactylidae.